Molecule: messenger RNA, 1864 nt
Organism: Sphaeramia orbicularis (orbiculate cardinalfish)
Lineage: Eukaryota; Metazoa; Chordata; Actinopteri; Kurtiformes; Apogonidae
Gene: polg2
Product: polymerase (DNA directed), gamma 2, accessory subunit
Exons: 8
Coding region: 334-1707 (457 amino acids)
Biological process (GO): mitochondrial DNA replication
Cellular component (GO): cytoplasm; mitochondrion
Source: RefSeq, a predicted model, not a curated record
GAUGUACAACUGUUCACUUCCGGUUUACAUGGCACAUGCAAUUCCAGUAAGAUUUAAACUUGUUGUAGCGGUCAUUGUUGAGAAUGAGUGUUAGUACCAACUGACAGAACAGGUCCGAGUAAUGUCUGUCUUUUAAACACACCGUUAUCACAGCACAUUUGUGGAUACUGUGAGCUAUCAGACGUAACUGACUGACUGUCAGUGAAGUGCAGACCUGUUCUCUCAGCCUGUAGGUUUGUUUACGUCUCUACAUUCCAUUCCCUAGUAUUCAGUUCAGGAGACUGUCUUGGGACUGAAUGACAUCCGUGGGUGUUUGUUCUUGUUAUUUCCAUCAUGUUAACUCACAGUGUCAAAAAUGUCCUGAGAAGGCGACUUGGUUUAUUAAAACUCUCAGAAGGCUAUGAAACACUGGUUCUGCAGCACUUCAGAGGAUUAUGUGAUGCAUCACCGAGUGUGGAACAAGUCAAGUCUCUGCUGCAGUUAUAUGUCAACAGACAUUACAUUUCACCCGGUCAAACCAACAUAGACCUGUUUCAGCGUGGGGUGAAGUGCAGCUAUGGACCUCUGGGUAUGGAGCUGAGGAGAAACCUGCUGGACCAAUGGUGGGACUCUGUGACUAGGUCCAGAGAUCAAGUGUUUGGAGUGAACACCCUGAGCUGCAGUCAGGACAGACCAACACAGGGACCAGAUCUGCUCAAGGUGGUUGAGUCUGAAAAGCUAAAACAAAUACUCGACCAACAAGAGCUGAGCAAAGAGCAACUGAUCCAGAAGGUCCAUGUACUCCUGCAGAAGUCAGCAUCACUGAGAACAAACUUUCUCCAAGGUGCUUUGGAACAGUUUGUUCCCUCUUUGGAACUAGUGAAUAGGAAGCUGCCCUUUGGUCUGGCAGAGACUGGUCUGUGUUUCCAACCCGCUGAUGGCUCUGAUUGCCCAGCUGAAGUCACUCAGACAUCUCUGGUUUGGUUCUGCUCUCCUCGUACAUCAUCCCAGUGGUUGGAUCACUGGGCUCGACAGAGACUCAAGUGGUGGAGAAAAUUUGCCCUGUCUCCAUCAGACUUCAGCAGCAGCGACAUCCCAGAGCAGGAACUAGAAGAGGUGGCUUCCCGUGGAGUGAAGAUCACCUACAACUUCCCAUGGGGGGUGGACACCCUGGAGACACUGUGGAGCCGAGGAGACGCUGAGCUGCUGCAAAUGCAUAAUGGAGUCCGCUCGAAACUUCAGUGUCGAGAUGGGCGGAAGUCGGUUCCUCACGUCGUGUCUGUAACAGGAAAUAUGGACCGUGGUGUGAUGGCCUUUCUGUCCAAUUCACUGCAGAAGCUGAGGAGAGAAGACAGCAAGCAGAGGCUGCAUCAGAGAACGGUUCUUAAGUUGCAUCCCGUUUUAGCUCCAGUUAAAGUGGCUUUAGACAUCAGCAGGGGAGCCACCAUGGAGCUGCGACAGGUUUGUGAAGGCCUGCUGCUGGAGUUACUAGAAGCUGAGAUCUCUGCAUGGCCUGGGUAUCUUGAAACUACACCAACAUCAAUGGAACAGCUUAAUGCUAAAUACGACGAGAUGGGAGUGCUGUUCACUGUGGUGAUCAGUGAGAACACACUGGAGAGUGGCCUCCUUCAGGUCCGCAGCAGAGACACAACUAUCAGAGAGACUAUGCACAUCUCUAACAUAAAAGACUUUCUCUCCAAAUAUAUUUCUGCAGCAGACAACAUCUAAAUUGACUUUUGUUUAUGGAUGUCGGAAUAUUGUACUGCCUAAAUUCCUUGAGAAGCUACGGAAACUGUGAGGAACAUUUCACUGUAGGGGUGUAGUAGUAGUGGAUCUCAUGAAGAUGACAGUGGAUCAAGUGCAAUAAUAAAGGACUUGAAAUGUU